Messenger RNA from Meira miltonrushii, 4188 nucleotides. RefSeq lists its product as uncharacterized. The transcript has a single exon. Gene Ontology annotation, cellular component: site of polarized growth; plasma membrane; cell surface. Gene Ontology annotation, biological process: fungal-type cell wall organization; hyperosmotic response; establishment of cell polarity. The coding region runs from base 1 to 4188 and encodes 1395 amino acids. The record is from RefSeq and is a predicted model, not a curated record. NCBI's taxonomy places the organism in Eukaryota, Fungi, Basidiomycota, Exobasidiomycetes, Exobasidiales, Brachybasidiaceae. Gene Ontology annotation, molecular function: osmosensor activity.
AUGAAGGUCCAAAUCUGGGGUCAAUUACUCGCCCUGACUGUUUUGGCAGUCAUCACUUCCACGCAAGCAACAAAUGAUCCCAAUCUUUCUGCACUACAAGGUCGUGGACAGAGACCAUCAAAGCAGCUAGGUGGCACACUAGAAAAGAGACUUGGAAAUGUAGUCAACUCAGUCACAAGUGCUUUGACCGGUGAUAAUGGCGACAACGGAAAAAAGAAUGGAGAUAAAAGUGACUCUUCCGAUAACUCUAAAAGCGGAGACAAACAACAGCAAUCAUCUUCGUCCACUUCCUCCUCUUCUCACGAAUAUUCCAGCACACCUACACCAAAGAACGAUGACAAAUCACAAUCGCAAUCAAGCAAUCAGCAGCAUGAUAACUCGGGCGAUAAUGGUCUUUUGAGUGGAGUAACAAAAGCAGUAGGCAAUGUUGUCGGAGGUGAUUCGAGCACCAAAUCUGGCUCUUAUAAACCCUCUUCGACACAUUCGAGCUCAGAUGAUCAGCAGAGACACUCUUCCGACAACCAGAACUCUUCUGAUGAUAGCGACAAUGGUCUCUUGAGUGGUGUAACCAAGACGGCCGGUAAAGUUUUGGGAGAUGGAAGUAGUGGCGACGAUGACCAGAAGAAGAACGGUCAAAGCAGCUCUACUCACAGUUCAUCUCAGUCUCAAUCGACUCAAUCAAAAACGCAGGACAAACAGUCUGAUGGAAAGGACAAUGGUAGCUUGCUCGGUAGCAUCACCAACUCUGCUGGAAAGUUAUUGGGAGGUGGAAGUGACAGUGGAUCAGAUGACAAUCAGAACAAGAAAGGUCAGUCACAGUCCAACGCACAACAAAAGAGCAAAUCAACUGAUAGCGACAGUGGUAGCAACAGCGAUGACAACAAACAGGGUGGUGGUCUACUAAGCGGCAUCACACAAAGCGCUGGCAAAUUAUUGGGAGGAGGAGACGACAAUAGCUCCAGCAAGUCCAACAGUCAGCCUUCUCAAACUUCGACCAACACAGCAAGCGAUGACAAACAGAAUGACAACGGUCUGUUGAGCGGUGUAACAGGUACGGCUGGCAAGUUGCUCGGUGGAAAUGGUGCAGACAAAAGUCAGAGCACAUCUUCACAGCCUUCAUCAACAUCAGAUUCAUCGUCUGACAACAAGAAGAGCGGCGGUGGUCCUUUAGAUGGUCUAGGUGGUGUAUUGGGAAAUCUCGGUGGAGGUUUAGGAAACGGCCUUGGAAAUGUUGAACAAGGAUUGGGAUCAGCUGUUCAUGAUCUUGGAGAUGGACUUGGAAACACUCUAGGUGGAGAUGGAAGUGGAAAAAAGAGCGGCGGCCUACUCAGCAACGGUGAUGGCUCCUCCUCUUCCAGCGAUGGUCAACCCAAGAAUGUCGUUACCGGACUAGGCAGUGCUCUGGGUGAUGUUCUCGGUAUCCCUAGCAAUGGCAAUGACAAGGACAACAGUUCCGGGAAUGACCAGAGCAACAGUGGAGGUCUGUUACCAGCACUUGGCAACAUUGUGGGCAAUUCCGCUUCAUCAGACGACGGUGAUUCAAGCGGCAAGCAAAAGAGCACCGGAUCGGAUGACGGCAGCAAGACAUCUGAAGGCUUGUUGGGCGCACUCGGCAGUCUGACUGGAAACAAAGCCGACCAAAGUGACGGUCUCGGCGGUGGAUUAGGAGAUACCGUAGGAGGAUUGUUGAACGGUAAGCCAUCAAGCGACUCAUCCUCGGACGGUUCAGACUCUCAAGUCGGUGAAAGCAAAGCCAAUUCUGGCUUGUUGGGCGGGUUGGGAGAUCUUAUCGGAGGCGGAAGCAGCGAUGGCCAAGGCUCAAACAAUGACGGCCUUUUGAACGGUGUUGGAGGUUUAUUGCAAGGCGGUGACAGUUCUUCUUCCACUGGCAAUAAAAAUUCCGAUAGCUCAAACAAUGGAGGUCUUUUGGGUGGCCUCGGCAGCGUCCUUGGAGGACCGAAGAAGGAUUCCGAUUCAGGUGUCUUAGGAAGUGUAGGUCAACUACUUGGCGGAUCGAAUACAAAUGACAACAGUAAUUCGAACGGCGGUGGAAAAACAGGAGGCCUUUUGGGUGGAUUAGGAAGCGUUGUAGGCGGCCCAUCCGAUAGUAGCGACGAAGGUCUUCUAGGAGGCGUCGGUCAGCUUCUCGGAGGAACAAACACAGAAGGAAAUUCAGGUUCCGGCAGCAGCGGCGGUAGCGGCGGCAAGCAAGGUGGUUUGUUGGGCGGUCUGGAUGGAUUGUUAAAUGGAACGCCAUCCGACGACGAUAAUGGCAAGCAAGGCGGUUCAGGAGGCAAUGGUGGUCUCUUGGGUAGUCUGGGCAACGCACUCGGCGGUCAAGACCAUUCAGGAGGAUCAAAUGGAGGCAAUAACAAUAACAAUGGAGGUAGCAAAGGUGGUCUUUUGGGAGGAUUAGGAUCUGUUUUGGGCGGAGGUCAAAACAGUGGCUCAGGCUCUUCCAACGGCAACAAUAAUGGCGGUUCCGAUUCAAACAAUAAUGGUGGUGUUCUAGGCGGAUUGGGAUCAAUCUUGAAUCCUGGUAACAGCGGCUCCCAAAACAAUGAUGGCGGAAGUACUUCUGGUGGCCAAUCUUCCAACAGCGGCUCACAAUUUGGAACAGAUCCUGAAUCAGGUAGCGGCAGUCUUCCAGCCUAUGGCGGUAUUGGAUAUGUACCACCAGUUUCCACUCAAUCUGGCUUGGGUAGCGAUAGUAAUCCAACCCAAAGUGUCAGCCCAAGUACCAACACCGGUACAACUUCCAAGCCAGAGACUUCAUCGUCAAAUGAGAGUGGCAGUGGCAGUGGAAAUCCAGCAACGGCCAGCAGAAUUCCUGCCACACAGGCAUUCGGAUAUGCUAAUCCAGAUCAAUUGAUCUUGCCAAGUUCACAGGACAACAAUGGCAACAGUGCUACUUGGAACUCUUCUCUCGGUUCAUCAUCAUCAUCCAUUCCUCUACCUAAUACGAUCAUCCCAGAAGGUGCAGCCAAUUCUCAACCUCCAAAUACAACCGUGAUCGCUAUUCUCUUCAAGCCGAUCUUGAAAUGGACUUUCUUGGCUACCUCUACAGGAACCGUUGCUCAAAUCUUUGGUUACAUGCCCGGAAUCAUCUCCGAAGCUAUUAAUCUACAACCUGCUGACAUCAGCACUGUGCGAUUACAGAGUUAUUAUCCAACGGACGAUAAGACCAAUCAAGAUAAUGCUUUGUCUUUAUAUGUUGCUUACAUACCCACAGACCAAGCGAUCAAUCUGCAGAAGCAGGUGAAGGACUACAACGCCUCUUCGUUCUAUACCUUGCCAACGAACAACGUCGCCAAGGAAUUGUCACAAGAAGUUGAUCCAAGCUUUGACAUUUUGAGCAUGGCAUCAGUUUUGAAGCCAAACGCAGCAACAUUGCAAGCCAAUCGUGACAGUAAUGCAACCUUGCGCAAUGCUUUGGUAGGCGUGGCUGCGGCUUUGGUAGCAUGUAUUGCAGCCUUUAUUGCAUGGCGUUUGUGGAGACAUAAGAAGAAGCAACAACGUCGUUUGGCAUCUGCUUCGAUCUAUAAUGGUGCUGCAGCUGGAAGGGCGGGAACGAUUCGUUCUUUCGGUGGUGGUGCAGGUAAUAGAAGCUUACGUGAGACAUGGGCUCCAAGCGUGCACGAACAAGAACGUGUAUUACAAGGUCAAUUAACGGAGACUUGGGAUCAUGCAGUAAGAAAUCCCAUCAGUUCUCACGGUCAUCGAAGCAAUAUGCAAUCCGAAAUGGCAUUCACGGCUGCAAUGCCAAGUCAUUAUACAUCAUCAGCCGGUCACACCGAUCCAUUCCACGAUGCAACAGAGAAUCGUGCAAGUCAAGAAACUGAAAGAACGGGAGGUUCUUCCAGUUUGAGCAGCAGAAGUAGCGCAGAAAGAAGGAACACUCUAUUGUCGAACAGAUUCAGUACAGGAUCAGGAUCUAGCUUGACGGAAGCACAAAGAAUUCAACAGGCAUACAUAGACAGUCAAGCACCUUCAAUCACCUCAGCAGCUGAUGCAUUAGCAUCCACAAGCGUAUUCCAAGAUCAAUAUGAUACGCCACAACAAUACACAUCUAGUCAUGCAUACGGACCAAGAGUGGCAGAUAACCGUAAGAAGCGUUUAAGCAAAGGCAGCGUAACUGGUAGUUCAAUCUCUAGACCAGAGAUGAGAAGCAACAGUAUGCUGUUCUGA